This is a messenger RNA of Actinia tenebrosa (Australian red waratah sea anemone), 723 nucleotides long. RefSeq lists its product as uncharacterized. NCBI's taxonomy places the organism in Eukaryota, Metazoa, Cnidaria, Anthozoa, Actiniaria, Actiniidae. The record is from RefSeq and is a predicted model, not a curated record.
UGGAUGUCCGUCUCUUGCACAGUCCAAGUACCUGGAUAGACACAACGCUGCUUUGAAAGUGUUUUUCUUUGAGAUGCUAAGAGAUCUCAAACUGGCUGAUAGUACACCCCCAUGGUUUUCURAUGUCAAACCCAAACCACUCUACAAAUCAACUGACGCUGAAGCAUACUGGGAUGUACCUGUAUAUGCUGACCACAUGUAUGUACGAUCUAACCGUGUGGACGCGCGUUUCAUCGACCACAAUAACAAGAAAGUACUCAUGGUGGAAAUGAGCUGUCCGUGGGUUAACAACCGAGAAAAGAAAGACAAAGAGAAGACGAAGAAGUAUGGAGCACUUAGACUUGAGCUCACAAAACAACACCCAGGAUACACGAUCUUGCAAGUGAACCUCAUUUUGGACGCUCUUGGAGGAUGGUCUAAAGAGAUGGAGCCUGAGAUGAAGAAUAUCUUUGGAGCAAGAUACAAAGAUGUAUUACUCAGAAUGCAGAAAGCGGUAUUAAGCUGCACAGUGAACAUUGCAAGAACAUUCAAAUUAAUCACAUCUUAAGGACAUUUCAAACAUUCCAAGUAUUUAAACUGCAUCUUAAGAACAUUAAUAAUUGGUUUUAAGUGAUUGUAUAUAUUAUUAAUCCUGUCAUGCUGGUAGGUUACGAAAUUACGCCCUAUCUAGCUUACCUAAUUAGCAUUCAAACGUGUUUACUGCUGAUAAUAAUAAUAAUAAUA